This is a messenger RNA of Hermetia illucens (black soldier fly), 3527 nucleotides long. RefSeq names its product protein piwi (gene piwi). The transcript has 11 exons. Gene Ontology annotation, biological process: regulatory ncRNA-mediated gene silencing. The record is from RefSeq and is a predicted model, not a curated record. Lineage: Eukaryota; Metazoa; Arthropoda; Insecta; Diptera; Stratiomyidae. Bases 216 to 2993 code for a protein of 925 amino acids. Gene Ontology annotation, cellular component: P granule. Gene Ontology annotation, molecular function: protein binding; piRNA binding.
ACAAUGGCCAUACUUUCUGCGAAGUCGUCCAUUUUUGUUCCCUCCAUCCACUCCGUUCGUUUAAUAGGGAAACGCCGCUACACGACGCACUUCAUAUCAGUCGUCGAAAAUUGACGGAGUUUUAUAUUCGCGGAGAAAGUGUUCCGGGUGCAUUUUAAGAGAGAAAGUGACCGUGCUCGACGAGGAAACCUGAAAAGGAAAAUUGAGUUGUUACUAUGGAAAGCGAUCCGGGAAGAGCGCGAGGCCACGGUCGUGCGAGCGCCGAAAACGUGAGACCGGGAGGCCGGCGUCCGAGCGAAGACAUCUCACCGAGUCGACAACCUCGUGAGAAAAAGUCGAGAUUGCACUCGUCAGACUCACCACCGGGUACGUCCCUGUACGAGGAAUCUGAAGGAAGUAGUAGUCGACGUCGAUCACCAGAACGAGCAGGUUCCGGUGAUUCGGGUUCGGGAUCGAACAAAUCCGAAAGGUCAAUCAAAUCGGAGAGGUCGUCGAAGGAUUCGAGGUCAGAGUCAUCUUCUAGGCGAGAAAGAGAACGUGGUGAACCCUCAGAAAGAGGAGAUAGCCGCAGUGCUCGUGGCGAACGUGGCGAACGCGAUGAUAGGCGUGAAAGUGGUGCUGGUGGAGCUGGUGGUCGAGCGGGAGGCAAAGCCGAACGCGAGAGGCGCAUUCGUUUUGAAAUUGUCAAGACUCGUCCUCCAAAUGUUGAAACAAAACGUGGCGCUUCUGGGCAGCCAGUUCAAUUGACAGCGAAUUAUUUCCGUCUUCUAAAGAAACCCCAAUGGCGUUUGUACAAGUAUCGCGUUGAUUUUGAACCGACAAUUGAAAUGAUGCGCGUUCGUCGCGGCGUUUUGUCGGAACAUAAAGCUCUUUUAGGUGGUUACCUUUUCGAUGGUACAAUGCUGUUCAGCAUUAAUAAGCUGCCAGAUGAAGUUACCGUCGUGGAAACUAAGAGCAAAAUGGGGGAAUUAUACAAAAUAACUAUCAAGUGUGUUGGCCAUGUUUCAAUGUCAGAGGAUCAGUCAUUGCAAAUUCUAAAUUUAAUUAUGAGACGUGCAAUGGAAGGAUUGCAGCUGCAAUUGGUCGGGCGUAACUUUUUUGAUGCUAUGGCGAAGAUUGACAUACGCGAAUAUCGCAUUCAAUUAUGGCCAGGAUAUACCACGUCCAUCAGACAGCAUGAAAGUGAUAUUCUGCUUUGUGCUGAAAUCGCUCAUAAAGUUAUGCGAACGGAGACAGUGUAUGACAUUCUGCAAAGGUGUACACAAGAGUCUCGUGACUAUCAGGAUAAUUUCAAGCGGCAAGUCAUAGGAUUAACGGUUCUAACUGAUUAUAACAACAAAACAUAUCGGAUUGACGAUGUCGACUUCAGUGCUACUCCAAAACAGACAUUCAGUUGCAAAGAGGUCCAAACAUCAUUUGUGGACUAUUACUAUAAGAAAUAUCACAUUCGUAUUCGUGAUACGAAUCAACCACUCUUGUUGUCCCAAUCGAAAGAGCGCCAAAUUCGCGGUGGUCAAAAUAAACUCGUGACCCUUAUCCCGGAAUUGUGCCGUGCAACUGGAUUAAGUGAUUCGAUGCGCUCAAACUUCCAGUUGAUGCGUGCCAUGUCUGAACAUACACGCUUGAAUCCAGAUCGCCGUAUUGAACGUUUGCGAGCGUUUAAUCGACGACUUCAGCAAACGGAAGCCAGUAUGAAAGUGCUGAGUGAAUGGCAAAUGUCUUUGGAUUCGAAUUUGGUAGAGUUUCCGGGUCGUAUUUUGAAGAUUGAGAAUAUUGUUUUUGGUCGUGCAAGGAAAGCUCAGGCUGGUGACAAUGCUGAUUGGACUCGUCACUUGAGGGAUAAUGAAAUGUUUACAUCAGUUGAAUUGAAGCGUUGGGCGCUGGUUUGUCCAAAUCGCAGUAACCGUGAAGCAAGAGAUUUUGUAGAGAGUUUGAUUCAAGCAGCAAGUGGUAUGAAGAUGUACAUUCGACAACCCACUCCGUUCCAGAUUUAUGAUGAUAGAAAUCAUUCCUACAUUAAUGCUAUUGAAAGCAGUGCAAGUCAGGAUCCACAGUUGAUUAUGUGCAUAGUUCCGAAUAACAAUGCUGAACGAUACAGCAGUAUUAAAAAGAAGACGUGCGUCGAACGGGCAAUACCAACACAGGUUAUGUGCCACAAGACUGUCACACCAAAAGGUGGUAAUCCUCGCUCACUUAUGUCGAUAGCAACAAAAGUUGCUAUACAAAUCAAUUGUAAACUGGGCGCUGCCGCCUGGAUGAUAGAAUUGCCACUAAGUGGCUUAAUGACAAUUGGCUUUGAUAUCUGCCGCAGUACAAAAGAUCGAUCUCGAGCAUUUGCCGCACUCGUCGCUACUAUGGACAUGAAGGCCGAAGCUAAAUAUUUCAGUACGGUGUCACAGCAUAACAGCAGUGACGAGUUGUCCAAUGAUUUGACCAUAAGCGUUACGAAAGCUCUUCAAGAAUAUCGUAAGUCACAUGGGACAUUACCGUCGCGUAUCUUACUAUACCGUGAUGGUGUAGGUGAUGGUCAAAUACGACAAGUGUUUGAACACGAAGUGAAAGUUUUGAAAGAAAGACUCGAAUCUAUUUACCGCUCGGCUAAAAUUGAAACAGGACCCCGGUUUGCGUUUGUCGUAGUCUCGAAGUCGAUCAAUACACGAUACUUUACGCGUGGUCGGAACCCGCCGCCGGGUACAAUCGCCGAUGAUGUUAUUACGCUUCCAGAACGUUAUGAUUUCUACUUAGUGUCACAGUCUGUGCGGCAGGGAACAGUAUCCCCGACUAGUUAUAAUGUAAUCUAUGAUACAAUGGGUCUUGAUCCAGACAGAAUGCAAAUUCUUACUUACAAAAUGACGCAUUUGUACUAUAACUGGUCUGGCACGACGAGAGUUCCAGCCGUUUGCCAGUACGCGAAAAAGUUGGCUUCCCUCGUUGCACAAAGCAUCCACCAGCCUCCGUCAAAUCUUUUGGAGAAGCAGCUGUAUUUCUUGUAAAAUUACUGCUUGCGAAGGGGAAAAAUGGAGUGAAUUUUUUUUGUGUACUUUAGUUGUAUGACAAACAAAUUUCCCAUAUUAUCUUAUGGAUGUUAUGUUUUCCCGGAAAUCGUUUUGAAAGGAUUUCUGAGAAAGGAAUUACGUAAGGAAUAAAUUUUAAAUAGUUGUUUUGUCUUAAAGCAAAAGUUAUAAAUUGAAAUUUGAAGAAUACUUUUUUGGUACUAUGGAAUGCAGAAGCAAAACAAAAAUAUGCACCAUUGAAGGUAACGAAGCAUAUUUCGAAAUGCCGGCGCUCGACUGCCAUGAAUCAUGUUUAAUUUUUGUGAGAGUGGCGCGGUUCCACUGGAUUUUACACCCCAACCGACCAUUUACUAGAAUUACUUUCCUCACAGAACUAGGUUAUACCAUUACUUCAUGUUUUUUUUUUAAACAACUUGCAUUAUUUCAUUUAUACCGUACACAUAAUACUAGAUUAUAAUCGACAUUAUAUUCUUGACAUUAUAAAUUGGAAUAAAACUUUCUAAAUGUUUUAAA